UUAAUUCACACAGUGGAAGUUCACUUUUGAAACCAGUUACGGAAAAACUCAGAUUGUAGCUGAGGAGGAAAAAACUGAGAGCUCGCACUUGAAGCGAUGCAGUCACGUGGUCGCUGAGACCCAGUGGUCCGUGAAGUCGUCUCUAUGAUGACAUGACAGAAAGCAGGCACAGUUCCUGUGAGAGCUUCCCGCUACACCUAGAGGAAUACCACAGCCAAUGACAUAUUUAAAUGGCUUCUGCUCUCAGUUGCUUAUGUCACUGCUAUCACAGCUGUCACAAGUUAGGUUCUAAAGACUUUGGUUACCAGGAACAAUUUGGCUCAAGAGUUAGUGACUCCGACAUGGUCUGAGAUGAAGCUAGACAGUCAGCAGUGACGGGAGAAGACCUGGCAGUAAUAGCCAUAUAAUAGCCAUAGCAUAGACGGAGAAGAAAUGAUGCAGCAACCUUUACUCGGCAAGUGUAGAAAAUGGGAAAUGCUCUCCUUGCACGCCGAUGUUCCUGAAAGUAAUUAACCCAGUUAAACGCUGAAGGUGAUAUUCUUCAGUAGUUAAGAUGUCCUCAGCACCUGAGCCUCCAACAGCAAAGAAAGACCCACCGAAAGAGAGGAACUUUGAAAACCCAGGCCUCCGAGGGACACACACGACAACCUUAUUUCGAGCUGUGAAUCCUGAGCUCUUCAUUAAACCUAACAAACCCGUAAUGGUCUUUGGACUGGUGACCCUUUCCCUCUGUGUGGCUUACAUUGGUUAUCUGCACGCGGCACAAGAGAACAAAAAGGACCUCUAUGAAGCCAUUGAUAGCGAAGGGCAUCGAUACACGAGGAGAAAGACAUCUAAAUGGGAUUAAGUGCUGUUUCCUUCAGAUGGAGCAUUAUUACAGGCUCUGAAAUCUUUAAAUGAAAGACUCUCUGAGAGUAUGGAAUUAUGUUUCUUGUUCCAUAAUCUGUUAACAAGAGAGAAUACACAAUUGGAAGCAGUCCACUGUGCUAAAUAUAGUCCCAUUACAGCUGCGGCUGUUAGCCCUUUCUCUUCCCACAAAGGAAUGUCUCCAUAUUUCUUCUGUAAAAAUGCCAUAAGAAUGGGAGUCUUUUUGUUCAAUUCUGUAUAAUAAAAGUACCCAGUCCUGUUAAA
Messenger RNA from Arvicola amphibius (Eurasian water vole), 1131 nucleotides. It is a transcript of the gene Smim8, whose product is annotated as small integral membrane protein 8. The coding region runs from base 554 to 847 and encodes 97 amino acids. The transcript has 3 exons. NCBI's taxonomy places the organism in Eukaryota, Metazoa, Chordata, Mammalia, Rodentia, Cricetidae. The record is from RefSeq and is a predicted model, not a curated record.